Molecule: messenger RNA, 2190 nt
Organism: Pygocentrus nattereri (red-bellied piranha)
Lineage: Eukaryota; Metazoa; Chordata; Actinopteri; Characiformes; Serrasalmidae
Gene: slc29a1a
Product: solute carrier family 29 member 1a
Exons: 13
Coding region: 183-1526 (447 amino acids)
Biological process (GO): uridine transmembrane transport; nucleoside transmembrane transport
Cellular component (GO): plasma membrane
Molecular function (GO): nucleoside transmembrane transporter activity
Source: RefSeq, a predicted model, not a curated record
GGAGAAAGCACGCGUUGUUUUCCACGUGGGCGCGCGCCAGUCUCGCUGUUCCCUCUCAGCAGCUGCACAGACAUCAGCUAAGUUACUCUUCAGAGCCUUAAAAGCUCUAAAAACCCCAAAAAGUUACAGAUUUGAUAUCAGGUUUUGAAACCAGACAGUGCUCGAUCCCCCUGUGAGGAAAAAUGACUGCAAUCAAUUCUCCGCGUGACAGGUACAAUGCUGUCUGGAUCAUUUUCUUCAUCUUGGGCCUGGGAACUCUCCUGCCAUGGAACUUCUUCAUGACUGCCACCAUGUACUUCACCAGUCGACUGAAGAACCCGCCCACAAAUGGAGCUGCAUUCAACCAGACAGCCAACAGCACAGAGCCAGAAGGUGACAUGCGCAACGUACUAGAGUCCAAGUUCAACAAUGUGAUGACCCUGUGUGCCAUGGUGCCCCUGCUCAUCUUCACCUGCCUCAACUCCUUCAUCCAUCAGAGGAUCCCUCAGAAGCUGAGGAUAUCCGGCAGUCUCUCGGUCAUCCUGGUGGUGUUCCUGAUCACUGCUAUAUUGGUGAAGGUGGACAUGGCACCUCUACCCUUUUUCACUUUCACUAUGAUCAAAAUCGUCUGCAUCAACUCGUUCGGAGCGAUCCUGCAGGGGAGUCUGUUUGGUCUGGCAGGCAUGCUCCCGGCUUCCUAUACCACUCCCAUAAUGAGCGGCCAAGGGCUUGCUGGAACGUUUGCAGCAUUCUCCAUGAUCUGUGCUCUUGCCACUGGCUCUGCGCUGCAGGACAGUGCCUUUGGCUACUUCAUCACUGCCUGCGUUGUCAUUCUCCUGGCCAUCAUGUCCUACUUCAUCUUGCCCAAAAUGGAAUUUUUCCAGUAUUACUCAGACACCAGUAGCCCCAGACAUGGUGGCGAUGAGGAAAACAAGAUGGACCUGUUGAGGAAAGAAAGCCCUGGGGAGAAGAGGCCUGUGGUCAGUCUCACUGAUGAGGACAUCACACAUUCUGUGUCUGUGUUUGCCAUCUUUAAACAGAUCUGGGUGAUGGCUCUUUCCGUGUGCUUCGUCUUCACCAUCACUAUCGGCACCUUCCCUGCUGUGACUGUGGAGGUCAGAUCCACUGUGGCAGAUGGAGGAGCUUGGGAAACAUAUUUCAUCCCUGUGUCCUGUUUCUUGCUCUUCAAUGUGAUGGACUGGGCUGGACGAAGCUUGACUGCAGUGUGCAUGUGGCCUGGCAAAGACAGUGUCUGGCUGCCCGUGCUGGUUAUAGCACGUUUAGUCUUCGUCCCUCUCUUCGUUCUGUGUAAUGUGCAGCCCAGGCAUUACCUGCCCGUCGUGUUCGCCCAUGACGCCUGGUACAUUAUUUUCAUGAUCAUCUUCUCGUUCAGCAAUGGCUACCUGGCCAGCCUCUGCAUGUGCUUUGGUCCCAAGAAAGUGGCCCAGCAUGAAGCGGAGACCGCAGGGGCCAUCAUGGCCUUCUUCCUCUCCCUGGGCCUGGCACUGGGCGCCGCGCUGUCCUUCGGCUUCCGGGCCAUGAUUUAGAAUCUCUGGUUUGCUGCUACUCCUCAUAGCGCCCCCUAUGGGGGAGUAGAAACUAUUGCCAACUGUGCCGUUUGAAAACAAGAGAUGAAUUCAGAAUUGGACUGAGCCCAAGAGAACAUCCGCUUCAUCUAAAAAGAUGUUGCUUAUUUGCAAAGGCUACUGAAUUAACAUGUCUAAGCCAUUGUUCUUAUGUGUUCACACACACCAGAUCUGUAGGAAACUGGAACAGACGCUUGGUGGGGGGAGAAAACAUCGUUCCUCAGAUAUCCACUCAAGAGCCAUUACACAAGCCAAAAGCAAUUUUUUUUUAUAAUUUUUUUUUGCUGAGUGUCUAGAAGACUAGGCUAGAAGAAGAUUAAUAGAAGAAAUUCAGAUUCAGUUUUUUAAGACGUUCUUGAUUUUAUUAUAGUUUGUUUACUAUCCUUGUUUUUUAAGUAAUAGUAUUUAGUUAUAGACUGUUCAUUAAUGUUGGCCUAGCUUGCCUAGUUUAUUCUCGUGUACAUGUGUAUUGUAAUGGUCAGUUCAGUUCAUUGUGCAUUUUAAUGGAUUUUUUUCUGUUUAAUGUUUUAAAUGUUUUUUUUUUUUUUUUAAGUAUGGUCAGGUAUUAAUUGUGGAAUGUGAUAUUCCCAUUGGUUAAUGAAGAAUACAAGACAUGAUGACCUUA